GCUCAAGUUUGUCGCAUCUUACGCACUCACUUCUGCCGGCCACCUUAAGUCAACUCUCUCUGGCCUCUCGCCGUCUGCCUUCCUGUGUCUCACACAACGGUACUGCUGUCUUCAGUUAACGCUGACGCUCUCUUCGCACUCUUCCUCUCACUCAAUGACGUGUGCGUCUCCGUGAUAUCUGUCUCUCUCGCUCGUUCCAUCUGCCAACACUCAUCCUGCUCGAGGAAGAAACAAAGACGCCGUCGCAGGCGCAGCAUCGACACCGCUGCAGGUUGAAUUCAGUUGAUCCUCCUCUUUUGCUCCUCCAUUCCAGCACAGACUUCGAUUUCAAGAAGGACGGACCUUGUUUUGUGCAACACAUACAUCACGAACAACUACCAUGGGACAUGAAUCCCGAAAGCUCUUGGAUGAAUAUGAGGUGUCAGAGAUUCUAGGAAGAGGUGGAUUCUCUGUUGUUAGGAAAGGCAUAAAAAAAUCAAGCAGUGAUGAGAAAACUCAUGUUGCCAUAAAGACACUAAGAAGAGUAAGUGCCUCUACUACGACCCCUGGUUGUUUACCAAGAGAAAGGAGCAACAUGGGGUUUCCCACAUGGAGACAGGUUUCAGUAUCAGAUGCUCUUCUCACCAAUGAGAUCCUUGUGAUGAGGAAGAUAGUCGAAAAUGUGUCGCCACAUCCGAAUGUGGUUGACCUCUAUGAUGUUUAUGAGGACUCGAAUGGUGUUCAUCUUGUUUUGGAGCUGUGUUCUGGCGGUGAGCUGUUUGAUCGCAUUGUGGCACAGGAUAGGUACUCAGAGACUGAGGCUGCGACAGUUAUUCGCCAGAUUGCGGCGGGCUUAGAGGCUAUUCAUAAAGCAAACAUUGUCCAUAGAGACUUGAAGCCUGAGAAUUGCUUGUUCUUGGACAAGAGGAAGGAUUCUCCUCUAAAGAUCAUGGAUUUCGGUUUGAGCUCUGUUGAAGAGUUUACUGAUCCAGUUGUUGGUUUGUUUGGUUCCAUUGAUUAUGUUUCACCGGAGGCACUUUCUCAAGGAAAGAUAACAGCUAAGAGUGACAUGUGGUCUCUAGGGGUAAUUUUGUACAUCUUAUUAUCUGGAUAUCCGCCUUUCAUUGCUCAGUCUAAUCGCCAAAAACAACAAAUGAUAAUGAAUGGGAACUUUAGCUUCUAUGAGAAGACAUGGAAGGGCAUUUCUCAAUCAGCAAAGCAAUUGAUUUCGAGUCUUCUGACAGUUGAUCCUAGCAGGAGACCUAGUGCGCAGGAGCUCCUGAGUCAUCCAUGGGUCAUAGGUGAUGUAGCGAAAGAUGAUCAGAUGGACCCUGAGAUUGUCUCAAGGUUGCAAAGCUUCAAUGCUCGUCGCAAGCUCCGGGCAGCUGCAAUUGCAAGCGUAUGGAGUACCACAGUGUUCUUGAGAACCAAGAAACUGAAAUCCUUGAUAGGAUCCUAUGAUCUUACAGAAGAGGAAAUUGAAAAUCUUAGGAUACACUUCAAGAAGAUAUGUGGAAAUGGGGACAAUGCCACGCUCUCUAAGUUUGAGGAGGUACUGAAAGCAAUAAAUAUGCCAUCACUAAUUCCUCUAGCACCACGCAUAUUUGACUUGUUCGACAACAACCGUGAUGGAACGGUCGACAUGCGAGAGAUUUUAUGUGGGCUUUCCAGCCUCAAGAAUUCCAAAGGAGAUGAUGCCCUCCGUUUGUGCUUCCAGAUGUAUGAUGCAGAUCGAUCCGGGUGUAUCACAAAGGAAGAAGUAGCAUCCAUGCUUAGAGCUUUGCCGGAUGACUGUCUUCCGGUUGAUAUCACGGAACCUGGCAAAUUGGACGAGAUUUUCGACAGAAUGGAUGCCAACAGUGAUGGAAAAGUCACCUUUGAGGAAUUCAAAGCUGCUAUGCAGAGGGAUAGCUCCCUCCAAGAUGUAGUCCUUUCUUCCCUUCGCCCACUAUAGUUUUUCCAUUUUCCAUCCAACCAAUCACAAUGUUUGGGGCUUUCCUUUUACUUAUGUUCAUACUGAUGGUCUCUUGAGUCCACUAUGUGUAGUUUUACUUGGUAAGAUUUACUCUCGCUUUUAUUCUCCAACCAAACAUAUCCUUGGAGAAAAGAGAGGGAAUGCAGUGUUGAAUUGUUUGAAAUGUCUAGAUUUUUCUAUGACAAUUAGGAACCUUUGCAUUCUCUAAUUAUGUUAUUGAGUACCAGAAAGGCAGAAAGCUAACAUGUUCAUCAUAAAUACUGUAAUUAAACUAGAAAAGCCAACACUUUUCAGUCAUUA
Molecule: messenger RNA, 2254 nt
Organism: Arachis stenosperma
Lineage: Eukaryota; Viridiplantae; Streptophyta; Magnoliopsida; Fabales; Fabaceae
Product: calcium and calcium/calmodulin-dependent serine/threonine-protein kinase
Exons: 8
Coding region: 380-1933 (517 amino acids)
Biological process (GO): protein autophosphorylation; peptidyl-serine phosphorylation; intracellular signal transduction
Cellular component (GO): nucleus; cytoplasm
Molecular function (GO): calcium/calmodulin-dependent protein kinase activity; calcium-dependent protein serine/threonine kinase activity; calmodulin binding
Source: RefSeq, a predicted model, not a curated record